This is a messenger RNA of Pantherophis guttatus, 1591 nucleotides long. RefSeq names its product cryptic protein-like. Lineage: Eukaryota; Metazoa; Chordata; Lepidosauria; Squamata; Colubridae. The record is from RefSeq and is a predicted model, not a curated record.
GCUUCUAGAUUUAGAAGGCAUGUGCCCCUGAAGGAAAUGAGAAACAGCUUAAAAAAAAGUUCUUCUCCUUAUAUUACUUCACCUAAUCCCUUUUUGGGGUGAGCAGUCUGGACCACACUUACUUGGAAACAGCAUUAGAACUGAAGUGGGCUUGAAGGAGAAAAACAUCUUAAGAAAAUGUAUUGGAGGCAAAAUACCAGGUUUAUUUUAACAAUCACUCUGGUUUUGCAGAAUAUUAAUUUUGGAGAAGGCCUUAAAAAAGAAGAUGACACUCCUGACCCUGAAGGAAAGGUGGAUGACAUUAUUCAAAAGCAUAGUGCAAAAGAGAGAGCCACCACAUUAAAAGUCUUCAGUGUUAUGAAUCACAGCUCCGAGUAUAAAAAGCAAAUCCGCUCGAGACAAAUUGUACCUUUCACUGGGCUAACGGAGAGUCGGACCCUUAACCGGCACUGUUGUAAAAAUGGAGGAACUUGCAUUCUGGGCAGUUUCUGUGCAUGCCCCCAAUACUUUGUUGGCCGAUACUGCGAGCAUGAUGAACGGAAAAGCAACUGUGGCCCAUUGGUGCAUGGAGAAUGGAUAUGGAAGAGUUGCCAGCUCUGUCGAUGUGCUUAUGGCAUUCUUAAGUGUUUAUCUGAACAAAGACAAAACUGUGCUUUAAAUAAAGAAGAGGAAUUCAUCUAUUUAACUUCAAAUUGUCCAAGAUUACAGCAAACAAUAUGCUUUCUUAUUCUUCUACUAGGCUGCUUUUUCACUUGGUUCAGCACAAAGGUUUUCUAUCAACUUUGAAGCUCUCACUUAUUUGGACUGGAAAUCCUGCAGAUGGAUCUACAGAAUGCGAGAAGGCUAAAAACAAAGACUGUUGUUGCAUUUCUACUAUUUAUUUACCUGUUUAACAGGAAUGCUUUAGGAUAUUUACUUCUUUUUCAUAAAAUUCCAGUUAACAGUUCUAUGGUAAAAUCACCCUUAAUUACCUCAUUCCAAUAGUGUUUGCUAGAUAAUAUCAAGGAGAAAAGAUGCAGAUGUUUUGCUAUUAAGGAUUCGAAUAAGACCUAAUUCAACCUUGCCAUUUCUGCUGCCCCUCAAAUAGUUGAAUUUCGGCUCCCAUAUUAAAAAUUGCAGUCCCAAGAUAUUUCAAGAGCACCACACUGAGAAUGCUUCUGUGCCUAGUUGUAAACAAAUCUGCAUCAAUGAAAAGUAAAACCAAAAUCUUUAAGUGAGCUCAAUUCCUAGUCACCUGAGAGAUAUACUCUUUUUUUUUUUUUUGGUGGCACUAUGAAAAUAAUUUCCAAUUGCCACCUUGAUAUUUUUCCCUCAACUUCCCAUUCUAGCCUCUCUACCCCCCUGAAGGUUUCCUAGUAUUCUCCCAUCCAAUUAUUAACCAAAAACACCAGUGGUGUUUCAAAUAUUAGCUCCACGUUAAACCAAAGGUUAAGUUAUUGUUAAUCAAAACUAGUAUACAGUAAUGUUGCACAAAUACUACUUCUGUUUGAAUCAGAUUUAAGCAGUAUAAAACUUUAUCUGUUGCAAUAUUGAUUCUUCCAGUGGAAGAAAACUUAGGUAUUAUAUGACAUUAAAAUAUUUUCAAAUAGUG